Molecule: messenger RNA, 960 nt
Organism: Bipolaris zeicola 26-R-13
Lineage: Eukaryota; Fungi; Ascomycota; Dothideomycetes; Pleosporales; Pleosporaceae
Exons: 1
Coding region: 1-960 (319 amino acids)
Biological process (GO): allantoin catabolic process
Molecular function (GO): ureidoglycolate lyase activity; ureidoglycolate hydrolase activity
Source: RefSeq, a predicted model, not a curated record
AUGCCUCCCUCAAUGCCUGCCCCGUCCAUUCGCAUACCGAUAGAGCUGCUCACUCCUACAGCCUUUGCGCAGUUUGGUACUGUCAUCGAGAAUCCGUCAACAUCGCCGUCAGCAAAGCUACCCAUUUCAAACCGCGUACAGGCGCCCGAAGCAGUGUCCGCCAAUCAGGGCUCUGCGACAAAGUACCUCGAUGUCACCCACAUGUCAAAUCUGUAUACCCUUGCGCCCAGCAAAAAGCCGGCUCGAGCCGUCAUGAACAUGUUUGUUUGCUCACCGCGCAACUUGCGCCCGCACGAGCCGAGCAUGAGCAUGCCGAGCUCCUGGGGCGACUUGGACCUGGAUGAGGACGAGGACGGAAAUGACGACUGCCUCAAACAGCUGUUGGAUGUCUCUAUCCUCGAGCGCCACCCUUUUACCACACAAACGUUUAUACCCAUGGGUUUGGCGCAACACGACAAGCACACACAGUACCUUGUCAUAGUUGCACCAACCCUCCCUGCGAGCGCGUCCAAGUAUCGGACAGACAGGGCCCCGCCAUAUCCUGCGCCAGUUAUGAAGGGAAAUGGGAGUGUGUUCGACAUAUUCGGGCGAGGAAAACCAAGUCCCUCGGACGAGGGGACGUCCGCGCAAAGCCACUUUUCGCAUCUGCAUCCGUCUGCGCGACCCAAGGGACCCGGCCUCCCAGAUCUCAAGAAUGUCCGCGCCUUUGUUGCGACUGGAGCUCAAGCUGUGACUUAUGGCGCCGGGACAUGGCAUGCACCUAUGGUAGUCAUUGGAGACCGGCCAAUCGACUUUGUAGUUGUACAGUUCGCGAACGAUGUAGGUAACGAAGACUGCCAAGAGAUAUUACUGAAGCCAGAUGAGACCGCUACAGAAGGCGUUGUGGUCACUGUCGACACCAAUGCAGCAGGCACCGUACAAGUCCAGGCUGGCGUUGGCUCUGUAAAAGCAAAGUUGUGA